GAUGGUUUCGGCGAUUCACUGUUCAGUGACUUCGAUGCCAGUUUGGUGCAGAAUGAAGAUACAGAUUGUGAUUUUUGGCGCAUUGAUGCUGAUGACAUUUAGCAAAGGGCAGCAGGUGGAGAUAGUAGAGCAGGACCAGAACGUUAACCCUGAUGGAUCGUACUUUUACAACUAUAAGCUGACGGACGGUACGCAAGUUCAAGAGCAGGGUGUUGGUGGGAAAUCGGCCACGGGUGCUUAUAAGUUCACUUCUCCGGAAGGGGAACUGAUAGACAUCACCUAUACGGCCGAUGAAAACGGAUAUAACCCUCAGGGUGAUGCUAUUCCACAACCACCGCCGAUUCCUGAUGCAAUCUUGCGCGCCUUGGAAUACAUUCGAACGCACUCGAAACCUAGCAAAAAGCGAUAAUGUGUUUAUAGUGUUCAUCAUUUUUCGCGGUAGUGAAUGAUUGUAGAUGGUGUGAAUUCCAAAAAUGUAUAGUUGCGUUAGUUAAAUGUAAUAAUGAUAAUAUAUUGUUUGACCUGUGUUUUGUGAUUUAUGAAUUUGAUAUUGGACUCUAUGUUUGUGGUUUCGAUUUUAGUACAUAACAUUUAUGAAAGUGAGAGGAUUCGUCUCCAAAACAUUUUCAUGAUAGUGUCAUGAUCCUGUGAACCAAAUCUGAAGAAUUGAUAUAUUUUCAGUACUAAGUAUUAUAGUCAAGCGCACUGAAGAUGGUGUUUACUUAUU
Molecule: messenger RNA, 727 nt
Organism: Malaya genurostris
Lineage: Eukaryota; Metazoa; Arthropoda; Insecta; Diptera; Culicidae
Product: pupal cuticle protein Edg-78E-like
Exons: 2
Coding region: 2-409 (135 amino acids)
Cellular component (GO): chitin-based extracellular matrix
Molecular function (GO): structural constituent of chitin-based larval cuticle
Source: RefSeq, a predicted model, not a curated record